This is a messenger RNA of Centruroides sculpturatus (bark scorpion), 2051 nucleotides long. Its product is annotated as thioredoxin-related transmembrane protein 2 homolog. Gene Ontology annotation, molecular function: disulfide oxidoreductase activity. NCBI's taxonomy places the organism in Eukaryota, Metazoa, Arthropoda, Arachnida, Scorpiones, Buthidae. Gene Ontology annotation, cellular component: membrane-bounded organelle. Bases 100 to 930 code for a protein of 276 amino acids. The transcript is spliced from 8 exons. The record is from RefSeq and is a predicted model, not a curated record.
UUUGACCUGGCAGUACUGUCCGCUCCAUAAUCGCAGUUGCGGUUGCUGUAUUUGUGCAAGUAGAAAUUAGGAAACGAAGAGUUUAAUUACAAUACAAAAAUGGUUUCUUCCAGUAUAAAAGAUCUCAAACGGCUUCUGUGUUUACAUCAUAUUACAAAUAUUAUAUUGGCUGUAUCUUACGUCGUUACAAAAACAAUGCAGCCUUUUUGUACAUUUUUGCAUCCUGCUUCGGGUUGUGAAUUAGAUUUUAGGGAUUCAGAGAUUCUCACCUUUCUGGCUAUUAUUUUAGUUUUUAAAACAAGAAAACAAGGUGCUACAAGUAUGGUGCCAUAUAUAUCAUCAGCUUGUAUGUAUAGUAAAAUUGCAAAUAUUCUACUAUUUUUCUAUGCUGAUCCUCGAAUGGGUGUUAUCUACAUACUAUUAUGUUUGUUACAUCUAUUGUUAUUGCCUGAACCAACUUAUCAGGGACCUGAUAACAUUGUAUAUUUUCAUGGUCCACUUUUAGAGGAAGAAUUUCAACAAGACAAACAUGUGACAUGGAUAAUAACUUUUUAUGCUGCCUGGAAUCCAUCAUGUGUUAGUUUCGCACCAAUAUUUGCUGAAUUAUCAGCCAAGUAUUCUUUGAGCAAUUUGAAAUUUGGAAAACUUGAUGUUACAAGAUAUCCAGAAAUUGCAACAAGAUACUGUAUUAGUACUUCAGCAUUCAGUAAACAACUGCCUACUGUUAUUAUUUUUAAAAAUGGAAAAGAAGUUUGCAGGAGGCCAACUUAUGAUCACAAUGGAAAGUUAAUUAAGUUUUUCUUUUCAGAAGAAAAUAUAUUAUCUGGCUUGGAUUUAAAUAAUUUAUAUCAAGAACAUAAAAACAAUCCUCCCAAAAAGAAGAAAAAUGAAAAACAGAGUAUUGAAGAAAAUCAUCUUAAGUCUGAAUAAUUUUUUACUACACAAAAAGCAAUACAUUUCAGAAAUAUUCAUGACAAAUCAUUUGAAUAUAUUUUUCAAUAAAUUUAAAGUUGGAAAAUAUCAUUCUUAAAAAUAUUGAAUUAAUGUUCUUUUCUCCUGGAUAUAGUUUUUCUGAAUUAUACUUUGUUUUGAAGUAAAUUAAAAAUGUUACAUAAAAAUUCAUUUGAAUCCAAUAAAUCUAAGUAAAAUCUAUAAAGAUUAUAAAUUUAACUGUUUCAUUUUUGAAAUGUAUUGUUUUUAAAAAGUUUUGCAUUCAGGAUAAUAGUUGUUUUAUUUGUUUUUUUCUUAUUGUCUAAAAAUUUAGAUGUAUAUUAUCAAAGCAGAGCAAUCUUCUUUUUAUUUCAUCUGCUUUAUAAUGAAUAAAAUACCAAAUUAAAAAUAUACUUUACUUCAGAAAUAUUAUGUAGUAUUGUACAUAGUGUUUGUGGUUUGUUGUGAAAAAUUAUUUUGAAUCUUCUGCUUUAUUAACAAUCAAAUAUAUUUUUCAAUAUUAAUUUUUCUAAUUUCAUGGUAUGUGUAAUCAGGAAAUUUUUCUUUAAAAAUGUUUAAAUUGUUAUGACAUUCCUUAUCAGAAAAUGUGAAAUCAGUGUGUGAAUCUCAAAUUCUUUCAUAGUGAUUGAUUCCAAAUCUUUAGUGCCAAUAAUUUAAAGUUGAAUCCUACAUGAUUUGUAAUUGUUUAUCCAUCAGAACUUUGCAAAUAUCUUAGAAUUUAACUGUGUGUAAUUGCAUAAAGUAUAAUUUUUAUUAGGCAUGUAAUUUAUUUAAAAUAAAAACAUUUACAUGUAUAAAUUACUGUAAAUUUUAGAUGUUAGUACCUUAAAUGGUCAAUAAUGCUUCUAAUAGGAUGUCAUUAUUUGAAUGUCAGCAUUUAUAUUUAUUGGAAGAAUGGAGAAAGUAUAAUUACAUUUUUGGUGUUAAAAGUUAUAUAAUUAUUAUUAUUGUUAUAUGCAUUUACUAUUUCAAAACUUCUACAUUUUAUACUAAAUAUAAAUCUUUUGUUUAUUAAAAUGUCAAAUGUCAUUUUCCUAGAAUUUUUCUGUACAUUUUUAAAUUUUCAUUUGCAUAUUCUCUCUCGUUUUUUUUGAUCUGUU